Hyaena hyaena (striped hyena) is the source of this 297-nucleotide messenger RNA. It is a transcript of the gene PATE3, whose product is annotated as prostate and testis expressed 3. The record is from RefSeq and is a predicted model, not a curated record. Lineage: Eukaryota; Metazoa; Chordata; Mammalia; Carnivora; Hyaenidae. The transcript has 3 exons. The coding region runs from base 1 to 297 and encodes 98 amino acids.
AUGGACAAACGCUUGUUGAUAGCUUCCUUCCUUUUCUGCUUCAUUGUAGCAGUGACACCACUGAGGUGCUUAACAUGCCACCUUCGCACACGGACAGAUCGCUGUAGAAGAGGCUUUGGAUUCUGUACGGCUCAGAAGUUCGAGUCAUGCAUGUCUUUAAAGAUCUUCCAGGAUAACAUUCUGCAGUUAUCAUAUAUGGUGUGCCAAAGAUUCUGCAGAGAAUUGACAUUUGAUCACAACAUUCGGACUUAUGUUCAUAAAUGUUGCAGAUACGAUUUUUGUAACGUCAAAAUCUAA